Phytomonas sp. Hart1 is the source of this 1421-nucleotide messenger RNA. NCBI's taxonomy places the organism in Eukaryota, Euglenozoa, Kinetoplastea, Trypanosomatida, Trypanosomatidae. The record is from the annotation of a GenBank genome assembly.
AUUUAAGAGAUUAUUAACAAAGCUCUAAGGACAGGAUAAUAAGCAAAGAAGUGAUGUCGACUAUAGACCUCACCAGUGUCAUUUUGUGCGAACGUCCCUCUGAACAUCUCACUUGUGGGCUCAGCAAUUCUUUUUGUAGAGACGAAAUCAGAAACACCUCGCCUGCGAAAGUUUUGACGACAGACCAAGACGAAAUAGAUUACUCCGACCUUCUUCUCCAGACUAAGGAUUUACAGAAGGUGGAAGAUGAACGUGACUUGUGUCUGCGCAUUGAAGCAAAGAAUUCGGAGGAAGCGCAGUGCCGUAUUCGAAAGGCUGCGCUUGAGGCUCUACAGAAUCAAAUGCAUCGUAGAACCAAAUUGCCUUCUUCAAUUCAAGUGGAAGUGCCAAAUAGAGAAAUGGAGAAUACUUCAGAGAUGGUAAUCGUACAUGGUCCAGACGAAAAAGUUCGAGUCCUCCCCGAGUUUUCCAUUUACAGGCCCGGGAAGGGGGAUCUAUACGACUAUGAUGAUAAUAGUAAGGAAACUUCUGGUGAUUCACCCUUUUCUUUGUUGCCUUGGCUAGAAAAAUUUCUAUUUUCAUUCCAUAACAGAUCAAAAUAGAUGAUCUUCGGGUUCUCUUAUUUUCCAUAUAUUUCACACAAUCCUCAGUAAUACGAUAAGGAUACUUUUAUAAAUUAUUGAUAUGGAAAAUAGACUUUCAUAUAAACAUAACUAUAUACUCAUAUUCCAACUCAGUGGGAUACACUAAUUUAUUGAGAAUUCUUUUUUGUAAAAAAAUAGUGCAAAUACCAAAGAAAGAACCUUUAACAUACCACAUAGCCCUACUUCUGUUUUGUAUCUCUGUACUGGGAAGGUUUAUCCGUUUCAACCCUUUUGCCUUUUAAGGAUUAAUAUAUAUAUAUGUGAAAUUUUAAAAUUGGUGUUACUCUUUUAUUGUGUUAAUCAUACUUGUUCUCAAUCAUAGUAGAAAAAAAGUAAGACUAUUUUAGUUUUUAUGAGAAUAAACGUAAUGUAUUUUACUUUUGCUGUUGCUUACAAACAUACCUGAUAAGUUGACCCCCAUUCUGGUCGGUAUAAUUUCUCUCCUCAAUGAUUAUUGCCUUUUAUCAAAAUUGCGAUGUAAAUGCAUAUUAUCGAUGAAUAAAAACGUAUUUUGCAUUUCAGUGCUCCUAGAAAGCAUCCAAGAGCGGUAUACUUGAUGUUGAAGGACCGGAAGGGUGUGCCACCUUUUUCCUGAUCAAGUAGAGUUGUGGAUGUGUUUUUGUUCCAUCACCACCUCUUUAUGGAGGGGAUGGAAGGAGAGGAUUUUCACGAGGAGGCACUACGUGAGUUUUCUCUUCGUGUAGGUGAACCCUGAGAAGUAUAGGAUAUUUGACGAACAAAUACGCUGAAUGAGAAUUUUGAUACAUCGAUUAAUAA